Dinoponera quadriceps is the source of this 903-nucleotide messenger RNA. RefSeq lists its product as uncharacterized. Bases 259 to 843 code for a protein of 194 amino acids. The record is from RefSeq and is a predicted model, not a curated record. The transcript has 4 exons. Lineage: Eukaryota; Metazoa; Arthropoda; Insecta; Hymenoptera; Formicidae.
GUUAAACGGGAAUAAACCCACAAAGGCUUUAAAACGCUCGAAGAAAUGCUAUGAUUGGUCUAUGCCGCUCUUCGAAUAAUUUGCAAUAUCAAAUGGAUCUUACCCACGAUUACCAACAUAUUUUUCAGAUUUUUUGUUAUUGGCUAGGUUAUGUAUGACAGGGAUAGUCAAAUGUUAAUGUGCUCACAGUAAAGAGACGAGAAUUGGUUGACAUCGUUUUGUUUUGCCAAAGCCAACGUCAAUAUAAGACAAUAUAUAAUGAGUAAUGAAGAAACAAAUGAAACAAUUGAGGAUGAUCUCAUCUUGGAGGACUUACAUAAAUUUCCGUUCAGUAAGAAGGAAGAACAGAUGAAGUUACUGAAGAUUCUCUUUAAAUAUGGAUAUCCUCUUGAAACCUUUCCUAAUAUGAUGUCUGCGGAGAAAUUUGAAGAAGACAUAAAAAUAACGCUCGAGAAACUGCAUAUUAUAUUUAAAGAAAUGCCUUCGUUGGUUCAUUGGCUACAGAGUAAGUUAUUUGAAAACACAGAGUCGGUGCCUAUGGCGUUACUAUUCAUCGAAUGGUACGAACAGCAUCCUCUUCAUAAAAAUAAUCAUGCUGAAUGUAACUACAGAGAAAUAUAUCACUUUCUUUAUAAGCUGACAAUGAACCAAGUUCCCGCACCCAUUUCACAGAAGUCUGCAGAAGUUCUGUACACAUUAAUUACAGAAGUAUUACAUGAGGCAUGGCUGGACAAACAACAGGAUCUUGUGAAAUACUGUAUUGAAAUUUUCAAAUACAGCAGAACACUCAACAGACGCGUGUAUCGAGGAAAAAGAAGAAUUUCCAAGGAACAAAACGUAUAAAACUGCUGAUAGAUCUAAUUACUUUAAUAUCGUUAUAUAUAAUCUCGUGUCCUUUUUUAC